UGAGGUAAUUAAGCUCGCAUACUAUUAGGAAGCUGUAUUCAAAGUGAGUACUCUAAUCUUAUUCAAGAAUCAAUAUCAUGAACACUUAUUAUCAUAUCAUGGGAUUGGUGUUGUUGUUCAUGGUUUACUUUGUUGUUGGAACAACAAAAGCCAAGAUAAUUAACUGUUCAGAAGAUAUAUCAUGUGGAAAUCAAGUUAUAAAAUUCCCUUUCCAAAUCAAAAACCAAAAUCCAAUUUCACCUAUGUGUGGUGGCUAUCCAGGAUUUGAGUUAAUUUGUUCAUCAAACCAAACUAUGAUUGAACUUCCUCACAAAGUGAAACUCAAUGUCAAAAACAUUGACUACAAACACCAAACUAUUCAACUUUCUGAUCCACAAGAUUGCCUUGACAAACAUAUUCACAACCUCAAUCUUUCAGAAUCUCAUUUCAACUACUUGAAAAGUGAUUAUGAUGAUUUUGUUGACUAUCACUUUUUCAAUUGUUCACUUUUGAUUAGAAAUGAGAUAGAUUUAUAUUUGGUUCCUUGUCUAAGUACCUCAACCUCUCAAACAUAUGUUAUACCCUCAAGUCGAUAUUUCGAACAGCUUCCUCUUUCGUUUUGCACCAAAAUGUUUAAUGUUUCAUUCAAACGUUAUUCUGAUUCUAUUCGUUUGAGUUGGUCUACGCCUAAUUGUAAAGUUUGUGAAUCAAAAGGAAACAUAUGUAGAUGGAAGAAUACUACUAGUAGUACCAACAAGGACAUAGAAUGUUUCAUCAAAAACAAGAAAGGUUCGUCAACGGCUCUAGUCAACACAGGGUCAGUUCUAGGAUCGUUGUUUUUUAUCUUGCUGACCGGCGCAGUCUACCAUAUUUAUGACUCCUACAUUCUGAAGAAAGCAAAACAAGCGAUUAUAGAAAAGUUUUUAGAAGAUUAUAGAGCUCUUAAGCCUACCAGAUACUCUUAUGUAGAAAUUAAGAGAAUCACAAAUAAUUUUAAAGACAAGUUAGGACAAGGAGCCUAUGGAACUGUAUAUAAAGGGAACAUUUCAAAAGAAUUUAUUGUUGCGGUGAAGAUACUAAAUUUUUCUCAAGGAAAUGGGCAAGAUUUCCUCAAUGAAGUUGGUACAAUGGGUAGGAUCCACCAUGUUAAUAUUGUUCGAUUGAUCGGUUUUUGUGCAGACGGCUUUAAAAGAGCUCUUAUUUAUGAGUUUUUACCAAAUGGUUCUUUACAAAAGUUCAUAAAUUCACCAGACAACAAGAAAAACUUCCUUGGAUGGAAAAAGUUACACGAAAUUGCUUUAGGAAUAGCUAAAGGAAUUGAAUAUCUUCAUCAAGGUUGUGAUCAACGCAUCCUGCAUUUCGAUAUCAAACCACAAAAUGUGUUACUUGACCAUAAUUUUAUUCCUAAAAUAUCUGACUUUGGUCUAGCUAAAUUAUGUUCGAGGGAUCAAAGCAUGGUGUCAAUGACCACAGCUAGAGGAACUUUGGGAUAUAUUGCUCCCGAAGUUUUUUCAAGGAACUUUGGAAACGUGUCUUACAAAUCAGAUGUUUAUAGCUAUGGAAUGAUGUUGCUUGAAACAAUAGGAGGGAGGAAGAUUACGGAGGACAUAGAGGAAAACUCUAGUCAUGUUUACUAUCCGGAAUGGAUUUAUAAUCUUAUAGAUGAUCAAGAGGAAAUGAGAAUUCAUGUUGAUAAUGAAGGGGAUGAAGAAAUUGCAAGAAAAAUGGGCAUUGUGGGACUUUGGUGCAUUCAGUGGCAUGCUAUGGAUAGACCAUCAAUGCAAAUGGUGGUUCAGAUGUUGGAAGGAGAUGUAGACAAAACUCCAAUACCUCCCAAUCCUUUUGCUUCUCAAUCUAGACAACCUAGGAGAAAUGGUGGACUUGCAACUACUAGACAACUAACUCAUGAGUUAGAUGUAAUUGAAGAGUUAGAAUGACCAAAAUGUGUACCUCUUUCUAAUCCUCAGUAUAUCUUAUACUAUAGAUGUUGGAAUUCAGUGAACACAAAUAAGCUAAAAGAUAAAUUGUUAUUGUUGUGACCACAA
Molecule: messenger RNA, 2024 nt
Organism: Trifolium pratense (red clover)
Lineage: Eukaryota; Viridiplantae; Streptophyta; Magnoliopsida; Fabales; Fabaceae
Product: rust resistance kinase Lr10-like
Exons: 3
Coding region: 78-1916 (612 amino acids)
Biological process (GO): protein phosphorylation
Molecular function (GO): protein kinase activity; polysaccharide binding; ATP binding
Source: RefSeq, a predicted model, not a curated record